Molecule: messenger RNA, 5187 nt
Organism: Phyllopteryx taeniolatus (common seadragon)
Lineage: Eukaryota; Metazoa; Chordata; Actinopteri; Syngnathiformes; Syngnathidae
Product: papilin-like
Exons: 22
Coding region: 106-4995 (1629 amino acids)
Biological process (GO): extracellular matrix organization
Cellular component (GO): extracellular matrix
Molecular function (GO): metalloendopeptidase activity; serine-type endopeptidase inhibitor activity
Source: RefSeq, a predicted model, not a curated record
GGCACCGCGGCUCCUUUUGGACUCAUCUGCCGGACCGAGUCCAGCUGCAAGAACCUCCCGGAACCAGACCGAGUUCGACCGCACCGAGCCCGGUAACUUACGACGAUGAUGCUGCCUCUGUUACUCCUCCAGCUGGUGCUUGCUCCAGCCCUUUUGGUGUCCGCUGAGGACUACUGGGAAGACUGGGGUGCGUUCGGGCCAUGCAGUCGGACCUGCGGCAGUGGUGUGAUGAUCAGAAGCAGACGCUGCGUCACCCACAGAAAUGACGGAGGGUUCAACUGCGUUGGACCUGACAAGUCUUAUCUGGCCUGUAACACUGAGCCGUGUCCCGCGGGAACCAAGGAUUACCGCGAGGAGCAGUGCGCCCAGUUCGACGGGACUGACUUCAAGGGGACGCGCUACUCCUGGCUGCCUUAUUAUGGAGCCGAGAACCCCUGCGAGCUGAACUGCAUACCAAGGGGAGGGAACUUUGUCUACCGCCACAGCGCCGCCGUUAAGGACGGGACACCUUGCCACCCCGGACGCCAUGAUGUCUGCGUGGAGGGAGUCUGCGUGCACAUGGGCUGCGACCACAUGCUGAACUCCCCUCUGCAAGAGGACCCCUGCCUGAUGUGCGGAGGCAACGGGCACUCCUGCUCACUGGUCAAGAACACCUUCACCGCACAGCGUCUGGCCCACGGUUAUAACCAUGUCGUCACCAUCCCCGCUGGAGCCACCUCCAUCAGCAUCAGAGAGAAGAAACCCUCACGCAAUUACCUGGCCGUCAAGAACCUGCAAGGAGAUUACUACCUGAACGGCCACUGGUCCCUCGAGUUCUCCCAGGCCACGCACAUUGCCGGCACCAAACUGUACUACCAACGAGGCGUCGAGGGCGACAGCACUCCCGAGUCCAUCAUCGGCCGCGGACCCACCACCGAGCCCCUCGUCGUGGAGCUGAUCAGCAUGGAGCCUAACCAGGGCGUGGAUUACGAGUACUACCUUCCCGUGGGACACCCCACAGAGGGAUACGCCUGGAGCUUCGGAUCUUGGUCCGCCUGCAGCAAAGAGUGCGGAUUAGGCUUCCAGUCCAGAGCCGUCUACUGCUCCAUCGACAACGAGGCCGUGCCCGACAACCUGUGCCCGUACUACGCGCGGCCCAUCCACAACAGAACCUGCAACCCUCAGGCCUGCCCUACCACCUACACCUGGAGAACCGGCGAGUGGAACGACUGCUCCGUCCAGUGCGGCGGCGGCUUCCAGUAUCGCGGCGUGGACUGUCUCUACAAUGACGAGUCGGGACCCCGCGUGGUCGAGGACGCCUUCUGCGCCCAGUACUCCCAGGCACCCACCGACCAGCAGUACUGCAACAUGCAGCGUUGUGACGAGCACCCCGGCAGAGCGAUCAUUUCCGAAAUCCCCUCUGAAAAUGCCGUCGAGUGCCGCAGAACCACCUACGGGUGCUGCUACGACCGCACCACCGCCGCAGCUGGGCCCAAUGGCGAGGGCUGCCGCGACCCACCAGCACCCUAUGAGCGUUCCAUCUGCUCGCUGCCCAAGGCCGCCGGAUCCUGCUCCAGCUGGAGGGCGCAUUACUUCUUCAAUGUUCUAACUGCCAAGUGUACCGAGUUCUGGUAUGGAGGCUGCUUUGGCAACAGCAACAACUUUGACACGCAGGAGGAGUGCGAGAGGGUCUGCCACGAGCCCAAUGGCAGAUCAAAUGGAAACGGAAACGGCUACAAUGGAAAUGGAAACGGAAACGGUAAUGGUGGCACCAACGGAAAUGGUAAUGGUGUCGCCAACGGAAACGGUAAUGGUGGCACCAACGGAAAUGGUAAUGGUGGCACCAACGGAAAUGGUAAUGGUGUCGCCAACGGAAACGGUAAUGGUGGCACCAACGGAAAUGGUAAUGGUGUCGCCAACGGAAACGGAAACGGUCGCGCCAACGGAAACGGAAACGGUAAUGGUCGCGCCAAUGGAAACGGAAACGGUAAUGGUCGCGCCAACGGAAACGGAAACGGUAACGGUCACACCAACGGAAACGGUAAUGGAAAUGGCAACGACGACGCCAAUGGAAACGGUAACGGCGGUGUCAAUGGAAAUGGUAAUGGCAGGGCCAACAGAAAUGGAAACGGUAACGGCCGCGCCAACGGAAAUGGAAACGUUAACGGCCGUGCCAACGGAAAUGGAAACGGUAACGGCCGCGCCAACGGAAAUGGAAACGUUAACGGCCGUGCCAACGGAAAUGGAAACGGUAACGGCCGCGCCAACGGAAAUGGAAACGGUAACGGCCGCGCCAACGGAAAUGGAAACGGUAACGGCCGCGCCAACGGAAAUGGUAAUGGCCGUGCCAACGGAAAUGGUAACGGAAAUGGAAACGGUAACGGCCGCACCAACGGAAACGGAAACGGUAACGGCCGCACCAACGGAAACGGUAAUGGUAACGGUUCCCUAAAUGGAAAUGGUAACGGCCGCACCAACGGAAACGGUAAUGGUAACGGUUACCCAAAUGGAAAUGGAAAUGGUAAUGGCCGCACCAACGGAAACGGUAAUGGUAACGGUUACCUAAAUGGCAAUGGCAACGAUAACGGCCGCUCCAACGGAAACGGUAACGGUUACCCAAAUGGAAAUGGCAACGGAAAUGGUAACGGUAAUGGUUACCCAAAUGGAAAUGGCAACGGUAACGGCCACUCCAACGGAAACGGUAUCGGUUACCCAAAUGGAAAUGGCAACGGAAAUGGCAACGGUAACGGCCACUCCAACGGAAACGGUAAUGGUCACGACAAUGGAAAUGGAAACGGUAACGGUUACCCAAAUGGAAAUGGCAAUGGAAACGGUAACGGCCGUUCUAAUGGAAACGGUAAUGGUCCCGUCAAUGGAAAUGGCAACGGUCACUCCAACGGAAACGGAAAUGGAAACGGCGAGCAUGACAACGGAAACGGAAAUGGAAACGGCGAGCGUGGCAACGGAAAUGGCAACGGUCACUCCAACGGAAAUGGAAACGGCGAGCAUGACAACGGAAAUGGCAAUGGUCACUCCAACGGAAACGGAAAUGGAAACGGCGAGCAUGGCAACGGUCACUCCAAUGGAAAUGGAAACGGCGAGCGUGGCAACGGAAAUGGCAACGGUCACUCCAACGGAAAUGGAAACGGCGAGCAUGACAACGGAAAUGGCAACGGUCACUCCAACGGAAAUGGAAACGGCGAGCAUGACAACGGAAAUGGCAACGGUCACUCCAACGGAAAUGGAAACGGCGAGCAUGACAACGGAAAUGGCAACGGUCACUCCAACGGAAACGGAAAUGGAAACGGCGAGCAUGGCAACGGUCACUCCAAUGGAAAUGGAAACGGCGAGCGUGGCAACGGAAAUGGCAACGGUCACUCCAACGGAAACGGAAACGGCGAGCAUGACAACGGAAAUGGCAACGGUCACUCCAACGGAAAUGGAAACGGUGAGCAUGACAACGGAAAUGGCAACGGUCACUCCAACGGAAAUGGAAACGGCGAGCAUGACAACGGAAAUGGCAACGGUCACUCCAACGGAAAUGAAAACGGUGAGCACUACAAUGGAAAUGGAAACGGUAAUGGAAACGGAAACGGUCGCUCCAACGGAAACGGUCGCUCCAACGGAAACGGAAAUGGUGAGGACCACAACGGAAACGGAAAUGGUCGCUCCAACGGAUAUGGACAGCGCGCCAACGGAAACGGAAACGGAAAUGGUGAGGACCACAACGGAAAUGGAAACGGUGAGCACGGAAACGGAAACGGAAAUGGUCGCUCCAACGGCAACGGUGGCAGGGUAGCUGCCAAGGUGGCCCAUACUGCCCACAAAGCCCGAUUCUACAUGAAGGCCCGCAAGCCUUACUUCAUCACAGUGAAAAAGCACCUCAUCCGCGCAGCCAGGCUUGCUCGCUCCAGUUUGACUUUGCCAGCCCAGGUGAGGAUCGACCAGUCGGACCCGUCCGCCGUGGAGGCCCUGGUGGGCCAGACGGUGGUGCUGCCCUGCAGAGUCAGCCCGCCGCCGUCGUCGUCAUCCAGUGCGGUCACCGUGGUAGAGUGGAGGAAGGACGGAGUCGCACUCGCGUCACACAGACGUCAGGAGCAGCCGAACGGUUCGCUGCUUCUCGGUCCCGUCGGCAAGUCGGACGCCGGCUGGUUCUUGUGCGUGGCCACCAGGGAGCAGGAGAGAGAUCACCGCUACGUUUACCUGACCGUCUCAGAGGCAGCGUCCCAGCCGCAGACCACCUCCCCACCCACAGACGGACCCUCGCCAGAGUUCAGCCUGGAGCGCUCGGCCUCGUCUUUGCUGGAGACGCGAGCGGGACAAGCGGCCCGGCUGCCGUGCGCCGUCGUACCCGCGGCCGCGCUGCCGUACGUCAGCGUACAGUGGACGCGCGACGGACGCGCGCUCGCCGACUCCAGGUUUGUCCAGCAGUCAGAUGGCGCGCUGCUCAUUGAGUCGCUCCAGACGGAGGACGCCGGCGUGUACACUUGCUCCGCCUCCACGCAACAUCAUCUGGAGCAGAGACACGUACAACUUAGAGUCCAAGCCGCCCUGCAGAUUACCAAAGCUCCCGACAACAUCCAGGUCCCUAAAGGCAGCGCGGCCCUGCUGCCCUGCGUGGCGUCGGGGGACAACGUCAGCAUCGGCUGGUCCAGGAACGGCGUCCCGGUGCGUCCGGACGGGCGUAAGGUCCAGGCGUCACCCGACGGGAGCCUGAUCUUGAACAACGUGCAGACGUCCGACGAGGGCACCUACACGUGCAACGCCUACGCCGGCGUCUAUUCGGUCAGCGCCUCGGCCGACGUACGCGUCGCCAAAGACGCGCGGACAGGCGUGGCCCCGACGUCAUCGUCAUCAUCAUCAUCAUCAUCGGGGACGGCGUGCUCGGACCAGCCCGAGCUGGCCAACUGCAAGCUGGUGGUCUACGCCCGCCAGUGUGCCAACCAGUACUACGCCGCCUUCUGCUGUGCCAGCUGUGCCCGCCAAGCACGGAGCGGUGACAGGUUAGCUCGGUGACACCACGGUGCUGGUUCUGGCGGUGCGCUCCGUUUUUGGGUGGGGUACCGAGAAGGGAGGGGUUAAGAUGCUUUGAGGCCUCUGGGCUGCACGGGGCGCGCCAGGCUUCAAAUAUUCUCAUCAUUUUAUUGCCAUUUUAUCAUAUUGUUUUAUUUUUGUAUGUUCACAAUAAAAACAAUGCAUUCACGAUGA